Impatiens glandulifera is the source of this 1300-nucleotide messenger RNA. RefSeq lists its product as uncharacterized. The transcript has 6 exons. Bases 42 to 1139 code for a protein of 365 amino acids. Lineage: Eukaryota; Viridiplantae; Streptophyta; Magnoliopsida; Ericales; Balsaminaceae. The record is from RefSeq and is a predicted model, not a curated record.
UUUCUUUCUUGCCUAAUGCUAUCAUCAUCAUAACCUAACCGAUGGAAAAUGUGAGAGGCGCGAGAGAAAUGACCAAGUCAUUACAGAAUCUAAAAGUUAAUCACACCUCGGAAGACCGUAUGCCCAAUCGUUGCAUCUUUUCCGUUUUCUGUUCCCCCACUCUACAAGUACAGAAAUUGAAAGCUCCGAGCCUAGUCAAUUUAUGCCUGGGAAUUGUUGGGAAGCAUUUUGAAGAUAUCGUCGAGGACUUGGCAGAUAUUGCUGCCAAUUUCCCUUCAGAUAUUAAGUUGGCAAUGGCAGCGAUUGCAAGGCGAAGGAAGUUGUUGAAUGAUAAAAUCAUAAUUGAUUUAGCUGAAAGCUCCUGGGAAAUCCUUGAUUUGUCAGGUUCGGAUGUUUCAGACUUUGGUUUGGCAAAGUUGGCAUUGAUAUGCAAUCGACGUCUCCGAGCUGUUGAUAUAAGUCGGUGCAUAAAGAUUACUCCAGUUGGUGUUUAUGAGGCUUUGCAGCAUUGUGGUAAAUUGGAGGUAUUAAGAUGGGGAGGAUGCCCAGAAAGCGACUCUGUGGCCCGUGCAAGCUUGUGCCUAUUGAAACCGAAAUUGGAAGACAUGGAUGGUGAUUCUUGGGAGGAUCUUGAUACCAUGGAGAUUGCACCUUCUCUGCGCUGGCUCAUAUGGCCAAAUAUUGACAAAGAUUCAAUGGAGAAGUUGUGGAUGGAAUGCCCCCGAAUUGUAGUAAAUCCAAAACCAGUAUCAUCUGUUUUAGGGUAUAAUAGAGGAAGAGGAGGAGGAGGAGAGAUAAUACCUAGGGAGGCAGUAGAUGAUGUAGAGUUGGAUGAAGUUUUUGUGAAGGAUGUUGAUCCUAAGACAUGGAGUGCAAUAGGAGGAGGAGGAGGAGGUACUACUGGUGGUGUUGGGGAUCACAAGUUGGAAGAGGAAGAUGAUAUUACUAUUUCUGUUGCUGAGAAGUUUAGGCUUGCAUAUUUAGAUAGAGAUACGAGGCUUGCCCCUAAGCGCGCAAAGAACGUAAGGCAAAGGCAGAGGCGUGCAGAAAGAGAGGCGGAAACUAGCAGCACAAUGGCCAAGGCACUAGUUGCUCGCUCUAACAUCAACAAAAAAGAUGAUGAUGGCUACUGGUGGUAGCUAAUAUUAAUACUGAUGAAUGAUGAUGGCUACUGGUGGUAGCACCUCCAACAACAAGUAUAUAUGCAUGCUUGGUCUCUCCAAAACAAAUUAUUGAUUUCCGUCUCAUCUUGUUGUAAAUUAAGAUGGGUUUUUUAGUGUUGUGAUGUGCUGUUCUAUAU